AUGGCUAAAUCUCUUCAUUUUGCUUUCAUGGUCACCGUCCUGAUCCUCCUCCUCGUCGCUGCCGGCCCCGGGAUCCAAAUCGGGGCAGCGAAGCUCUGCGAGAGGAGGAGCACAACAUGGUCGGGAGUGUGCACCGACUCUAAUAAGUGCAACGAUCAGUGCCGAAACUGGGAGCACGCCACGCAUGGGGCAUGCCAUUUCCAGUUCCCUGGAUUCGCAUGCUUCUGUUACUUCAACUGUUAA
Molecule: messenger RNA, 243 nt
Organism: Nymphaea colorata (pocket water lily)
Lineage: Eukaryota; Viridiplantae; Streptophyta; Magnoliopsida; Nymphaeales; Nymphaeaceae
Product: defensin-like protein 1
Exons: 2
Coding region: 1-243 (80 amino acids)
Biological process (GO): defense response
Source: RefSeq, a predicted model, not a curated record